This is a messenger RNA of Aphanomyces astaci, 1921 nucleotides long. RefSeq lists its product as hypothetical. The transcript has 5 exons. Gene Ontology annotation, molecular function: ubiquitin-protein transferase activity. Bases 82 to 1803 code for a protein of 573 amino acids. NCBI's taxonomy places the organism in Eukaryota, Oomycota, Saprolegniomycetes, Saprolegniales, Verrucalvaceae. The record is from RefSeq and is a predicted model, not a curated record.
CACCAGAAGUCACCUCGCGUAGGACAAGGGAAUUGCAACCUUCAGCUCAGUUCAGUUUUGGCUGAAUCGGUCGUAUCGCGAAUGUUUGGCAUGGACUCGUCGUCAAUCAGCCGAUACCAGCUAUAUGCUGUAGCUGUAGCCGUGAUGUUUGUCUUCGUUGUGCUACUGUGCUUCCGCACGAAGCAAGGCACCGUCGAAAUGCUGUUGCCCAACGAGCACGUGGGCCACUUGUAUGGGCUCGCACGAGACGCCCUCGAAGAUCCGUCGCUGGAAGCCAAGAAAUGGUCGUGCAGUGUGUGCAGCUUUCGAAACGCGCCGGACCAGCUCGAGUGUGUCUUGUGUCGAACGAGUCAAGCCGUGUACUUGUUGGUGGCCCCAGAGUUUGGCUCGCCCGACGGCAGUGUUGUGACUGUGGACAAGCUCAACUCGACGCAACGCAGCGCCAGAGAGCGACACGACUGGGUACGUGUCUACUACAGUACACGUGCGACCCCCCAGUGGACCACCAAUCGUGAAACUCUAUCGUCGAGCCAGCAUUACGUGGCCACUGAAUCGACGGAAACGUUUCAGCUGGUUGAGUUGGCCCCCGAGAUGGCUGGUGUAGCCAUAGCCAGUGGGGCGCCGAUCGCGUCGUGGUGGUUUGGUCAGCUGGAGCACCUGCAAAGCCUGAGUUUUUCCCUCAAGUACGCGUGGCUAGUGACCGAGUUGUCGGGGCUGACUGAGAAGCACACCAAGAUGAAGAUCUUCCGCGCCAAGGUGUUCCAAGAGUCCAUCCACGUACUCAUGCUCAUCAGUCCCGACCAACUGUGCACCAAGACCAAGAUCACGCUGCUGGGGGAAAGCGCCAUCGACGCGGGGGGCGUCACGCGGGAGUGGUACACGCUGCUCACGACCGAGAUCUUCAGCGACGAGCAGGGGCUGUUUAUGGUUACCAACAAGGACGACCAGUCGUUCUUUAUCAAUCCCAACUCGGAAAGAGACCACGGCCCCAACCACUUGGCAGACUUUCAAGCUGUGGGACGGCUCCUCGGUCGAGCCAUCAUCGACGGCCAAGUGCUGCCGUUUCACUUUUGUGUCCCGCUGUUCAAGAUGCUGCUGGGGUACCCCGUCUCGAUCGAAGACAUUCGGUACUUGGACCCGACCGUGUAUUCGAGCUUGACCUACAUUCGCGACUGCGAUGACGUGGACGAUCUGGCACUGACGUUCAGUGUGACUGUGGACACGGAUGUACCGGAAGUGGAGCUGGUGGUCGGGGGUCGGGACGUGGGGGUGACCAACGCCAACAAGGCCGAGUACGUGGAGAGGAUGGUGCAGUACUUGAUGUUUGAGCGCGUGGCGCCGCAGCUGCAGCGGCUGGUGCAGGGUCUGUACGACGUGUUGCCCCAGGAGCUGCUCAUGCCGUUCGACUACAAGGAGCUGGAGCUGAUUUUGUGUGGGUUUUCAGAGAUCGACGUGGGUGACUGGAAGCGGUCCACGAUCGUGUCCAAGUCGCUCGAGGACGUCGUCGGGUGGUUCUGGGACGUUGUCGAGUUUGACAUGACGCCCUCUGACCGGGCCAAGCUGCUCCAGUUCACCACGGGGUCGUCCCGCGUACCCAUCCAGGGGUUCAAGGGCCUCACGAGCUACGAUGGCCGGCUGUGCCCGUUUUCUCUGCACGGCACUCCGUACGUCAAAGGCGCCUUUCCAAAGGUCCACUCGUGCUUUAACCGCAUCGACCUGCCCACGUAUCCGUCUCGAGAGUUGCUACGGGAGGGUCUCUUCGUCCUAGUGACCAUAGACACGUCCGAGUUUACGAUUGCCUGAGUCGAACCGGUAUUGAAAAUAUACGCUAUUUAUUCGGUACGAGGUUGCCCCAUAAUAGAGAGACUAGAUUUCUAUUGUGGAUGUUGGUUAGCCGCAGGCUAAAAGUAGAUGAAAUCAC